GUUCAUGUUGACCGUGCUACUGAGUGCUCUUGUGGCACCGGCGAUUGUCAGUGCCGCAUGUGGCCAGUGUGUGGAUGCGCACAGUUGCAUCGGUGAAUCGGAGUUCCAGUUGUGCUACGAUGGUGUCCGGGACCAGACUAUCAACUACACCUGCCCCGCAUCGAAACCCAUUUGCACAACCUACGGGAUUAUUUGUAUGCCCAACGCCACGAAUAUAGAACGCGGCUGUGGUGAUGUCUCCAAUUGCGGUGUUUGCUCAGAAUCCGCAACUUUUGCCUGUACUUCAAGGACCACAUUUGCUGUUUGCAACGGUGAUGUUGUUUCCGCCAAUAGUUUCGACUGUGCAGAGGAUUUUGUAUGUAGUGUUAAAAAUGCAGUCAGUGGAAGUCCUUGUGUUUCCCGGUGCGACUCUUCCGACUCAGAUAUUUGUGAUCGAGUUUUGGAACCCGACGUGGAAACCACCACUACAUCAGUGACUCCCACUGUCACAACCCCUGUCACACCCACUGAGACUAGCACAGACCCAUCCACAGUCACCACUGAUUCAUCGACAGGAUCAACUGGGGAUACCUCCACUGGAUCUUCUUCCGUAACUUCGUCGGACACACCAACGGACAGCACCGUGACUGUUACUGAUUCAGGAAGCACUACCCAAAGUACUGCAACAACUCCAGCCUUCAAUGAAGACACCUAUUGCCAAGAGAUCAACUCAACGGGUCGCUAUCCCAUACCCAAUGAUACAGUGUGCACUAGCUACAUCUACUGUAUUCUCAGGAGUGGAAGCUGGACAGGAUUGUUUUAUAAUUGCACCGUGCAGAAACCCUAUUUCGAUGCUGAUAUCUUCAGCUGUGGUACUGUUAAACCAUCUUAUGCCGGAUGCACUAAUUUAGUCUAAAUCGAUAUAAUAUGUUACCUUAAUAAAUAGUACGCCAUUUUAUUUAGUAAACGAAAUUAAAAACGGAACUUUAA
Drosophila mauritiana is the source of this 969-nucleotide messenger RNA. RefSeq names its product cell wall integrity and stress response component 4. NCBI's taxonomy places the organism in Eukaryota, Metazoa, Arthropoda, Insecta, Diptera, Drosophilidae. Bases 5 to 895 code for a protein of 296 amino acids. The transcript has 3 exons. The record is from RefSeq and is a predicted model, not a curated record.